Molecule: messenger RNA, 1189 nt
Organism: Tripterygium wilfordii
Lineage: Eukaryota; Viridiplantae; Streptophyta; Magnoliopsida; Celastrales; Celastraceae
Product: protein BIG GRAIN 1-like E
Exons: 1
Coding region: 121-972 (283 amino acids)
Biological process (GO): auxin-activated signaling pathway
Source: RefSeq, a predicted model, not a curated record
CUCACAAUCAUUCCACAAGAACCCCCUCUUGCAAUCUCUCAAUAAAUACAUAACAGUCAAACACAACUUUCACACCCUCCUCCAUAACAGAACAGAGAGUUCCACCAUCAAUCUCCAAUCAUGUCCACCACAGGAAUUCAAGACCAACACAAAUUCUACAACAAGAAGUCCUCCUUCCAUGGUAGAAAUGAUUCCGAUGAGCUUGAUGUGUUUGAGGCUGCAAGGUACUUCUCUGGCUACAAUGAAGCUCAUCAGCAAGUCUACAAUGUCACAACAACUAAUUACAUGCAGAGGAGCAUCAGAGGAGGAAGAAUAAGCUUAGAUGUUCCAAUGAUGAGAAACUCUCUCCCACAAGACUCUAAUUACAAGGCUGAUGUUAAGAACCAAGACAAAAAAUACAAGCAACCAAGCUCACCAGGAGGGAGACUUGCCAGUUUCUUGAACUCUCUGUUUAACCAAACAGGGUCUAAGAAGAAGAAGAAAUCAAAUUCAACCACACAAUCCAUGAAAGAUUCAGAUGAUCGGAGUCCCAAUAGUGGGAGAAGGAGGAGGAGGAGCAGCAUUAGUCAUUUCCGAAGCUCGAAUUCUACAUCAGCUGAUACAAAGUCUCUGUAUUCCUCUUCAAGCUCUGGUUUCAGAACUCCCCCUGCUUAUGGCUUCUCUGAUCACAAACAAAAACCCACAAUUGGGAAACUGAUCAAUCAUGAUCGCCAUCACAAGAGGAACCAAGAUUUGUAUGAGAAUAAGGUCAAGUUCAGCGAUGAAUCUACAGAGAAGAAGAAGAAGGAGCAACUGAUAAAGUUGAAUAUUGAUCAAGUAGAUGAUGGAGCAGAGAGUGAUUCAAGCUCUGAUUUGUUUGAAUUGGAAAACUAUGAUUUGGGUUUCUACCCAAAUGGAUUACCAGUGUAUGAGACUACUCAUAUGGACACCAUCAAGAGAUCAUCACAACCAAUAACCACUGGUGCUCUAUGAUCCUUAAGAUUGUGUAUUGAUUUGAUAUCCUGGAUUUUGCAAUAUUGCUUGUGUUGAUAGUUUCUUGGAAGUAAAGUUUCUUUUGAAUGGUUUUUUUACUUAUCUUUACUUUAUCUUUCUUGUUGAUUUGUAAGGAUAUGAUGUAGAUGGAGUGGGUUGGUUGCUUGGAUUUUGCCUUGAUUAGAGAAUUUUACCCUAAAUUACAGGACAAAUUAAA